GCCUUCUCUGUGCUUUUUGCUGUCGAUCCUCAGCGGCUUGCGCUUCAUCUCCGCCGAGGAACAGUCGCCCUGUGUCCGACACGCACUUGUUUUUUUCCCCUUCAGGUUCACCCGAGGACGUUGUAAGCGGAGCCGAGUGCGAUGCUGAGGCUGCUCUUCCUGGUUGCGCUCGCCGGGUUCGCCCGAGCGAGCGACGUGCUCGACUAUACGGACGACGACUUCGAAACCAAAAUUGGAAGCCACGACCUCGCCCUCGUCGAGUUUUUUGCGCCGUGGUGUGGCCAUUGUAAACGUCUUGCUCCAGAGUACGAGGUAGCGGCCACGCGCCUGAAAGGCCUCGUCGCUCUGGUCAAGGUCGACUGCACAGCCAACAGCCAAAUCUGCGGCAAAUAUGGAGUCAACGGCUACCCCACCCUGAAGAUCUUCAGGGAAGGAGACGUCUCCGGCCCCUAUGAGGGUCCCAGAAUUGCAGACGGGAUUGUCAGUUUCCUGAAAAAGCAGGCUGGCCCCGCCUCUGUGGAGCUCAAGACCGAGGCGGAGUUUGAGAAGUUUAUCGCAGACAAAGACGCAAGUGUUGUUGGGUUCUUUGCCGACCACGAGAGUGCCGCAAACACAGAGUUCCAGAAGGCCGCCAGCACCCUGAGGGAGAACUUCCGCUUCGCCCACACCUUCUCCGAGGCGCUCCUCAAGAGCAAGGACGUCGACCAAGAUGGCGUCAUCCUGUUCCGCCCGGCCAGACUCAGCAACAAGUUUGAAGACUGCUCGGUCAGAUUCAGCGAAGAAAAAUUCACCAGCAACAAAAUCAAGAGAUUCGUUCAGGACAGCGUAUUUGGAAUCUGCCCUCACAUGACCGACGACAACAAAGACCAGCUGAAAGGGAAAGACCUGCUGGUGGCCUAUUAUGACGUAGACUACGACAAAAACCCCAAAGGCUCCAACUACUGGAGGAACAGGGUGAUGAAGGUGGCCAAGACCUUCCUGGACCAGGGCAAGCAGCUCAGCUUCACCGUGGCCAACAAGUUCUCCUUCACCCACGACCUGUCCGAGUUUGGCUUUGACAACAAAGACGGAGAGCUCCCCCUGGUGGCCAUCCGCACCACUAAGGGAGACAAAUACGUCAUGGCCGAGGAGUUCUCCCGUGACGGAAAAGCCCUGGAGCGUUUCCUGCAGGACUUCUUUGAUGGCAAGUUGAAGCGCUACCUCAAGUCUGAGCCCAUCCCCGAGAACAACGACGGGCCCGUCAAGGUUUUGGUGGCCGAGAACUUUGAUGCCAUCGUCAAUGACGACAGCAAAGACGUGCUCAUCGAGUUCUACGCCCCAUGGUGCGGACACUGCAAGAGCCUGGAGCCCAAAUACAUCGAACUUGGAGAGAAGCUCGCCAUGGAUCCUAACAUAGUCAUCGCCAAGAUGGACGCCACAGCCAACGACGUGCCGUCACCUUACGAAGUCUCUGGAUUCCCCACAAUCUACUUCUCGCCGGCCGGCCAGAAGACGAAGCCAAAGAAGUACGAGGGAGGUCGCGAGGUGAGCGACUUCAUCGCCUACCUGAAGAAGGAGGCGGCCAACCCCUUGGAGGUGCAGGAGGAGCCGAAGAAAAAGAAGGAUCCCAAGAUCGACCUAUAAAAAGUCCAAUGAGAAGACGGGAGGCACCACGGCAUCCCUGCCACCAUUUUGGGGGAAUCCACAGAACUCAAUUCUAUUCCUCUGUUAGUGAACUACAGAAUGCUCUGAAGCCAAGUUGAAAGGCAAUUUGGUCCUCUGCUGCUUUGGAAAUACCGUGGAAGAAGCAGGGGAUAUUUUUUCUUUUUUUUUUUUUUUAGCAAAAGGGGACGGCUUUUCAAAAUUCCUGCGAUUUUUUUGUUUUGUUUUGUUAAGAGAUUUCCAGUCCUGGCGGAUGCACUUGGAUAUCCGACAGCAGUGGAGAGCGUCAGGAUGUUGGUGAAUUGUUUCUUUCUGUUUUUGUACAUUUGGAAGGAUUGUGAAAUAAUAAAAAAAAAAAAGGCCCACAAGAACCAAAACUAA
Molecule: messenger RNA, 2022 nt
Organism: Entelurus aequoreus (snake pipefish)
Lineage: Eukaryota; Metazoa; Chordata; Actinopteri; Syngnathiformes; Syngnathidae
Gene: pdia3
Product: protein disulfide isomerase family A, member 3
Exons: 13
Coding region: 142-1623 (493 amino acids)
Biological process (GO): protein folding; response to endoplasmic reticulum stress
Cellular component (GO): endoplasmic reticulum; cell surface
Molecular function (GO): protein disulfide isomerase activity
Source: RefSeq, a predicted model, not a curated record